Lathyrus sativus (Indian pea) is the source of this 1440-nucleotide messenger RNA. NCBI's taxonomy places the organism in Eukaryota, Viridiplantae, Streptophyta, Magnoliopsida, Fabales, Fabaceae. The record is from the annotation of a GenBank genome assembly.
AUGUCACUACCACCGUUAACACCACCGUCGCUCGCAACUUCGUUCACCGCAAAGCCAACACAGCCACCGAUACGGCAGAUUCCGGGAAGUCACGGAUGGCCAUUGCUAGGUCCUCUCUCAGACAGGUUAGACUAUUUCUGGUUCCAGAAGCCAGAAAGCUUCUUCAGAACACGAAUGGAAAAGUACAAAAGCACCGUGUUCCGUACAAAUAUUCCUCCAACGUUUCCGUUUUUCACCAGCGUGAAUCCCAACGUUAUAGCACUCCUGGAUUGUAAGGCUUUCUCUCACCUCUUGGACAUGGAGUUGGUUGACAAAAAAGAUGUUCUGGUUGGAGAUUUUGUCCCUAGCGUUGAAUUCACUGGGAAUAUUAGGGUUGGUGUUUACAGAGAUGUUUCUGAUCCUCAACAUUCUAAGUCAAAGAAGUUCUCCAUGCAAGUAUUGAAAGAAAGCUCAAGCAUAUGGGUACCCGAACUGGUUACAAAUCUAGACAUAUUUUUGGACCAAAUUGAAGCCACAUUGUCCACAUCUUCAUCAGCAAGUUACAUGUUCCCGCUACAACAAUUCUUGUUCAAGUUCCUCUUCAAAGUCCUUGCUAGAGCCGACACUUCCCUCGACCCGAAAAUCGCAGAAUCCGGCUACUCCAUGCUCAACAAAUGGCUCGCGCUUCAGCUUCUUCCUACUAUCAGUAUUGGCAAAGUGCAACCCCUUGAAGAACUCUUUCUUCAUUCCUUUUCUUAUCCUUUCUCUCUUGUGAAAGGAGAUUACAACAACCUCUACAACUUUGUUAAGCAACAUGGUAAGGAAGUGGUAAAAUGUGGAAAAGAGUUUGGAUUGAAUGAAGAUGAAGCAAUCCACAACUUGCUUUUCAUUUUGGGUUUCAACUCAUAUGGUGGAUUUUCAAUUUUCCUUCCAAAGUUGAUAAACACCAUAGCGAACGACUCAACCGGUUUGCAAGAGAAGCUAAGAAAGGAAGCAAGAGAGAAAUGCGGUUCAACUCUCGGGUUUGAAUCGUUGAAAAAUUUGGAGCUAAUUAACUCAGUGGUUUACGAAACCCUGCGGAUGAACCCGCCAGUUCCGCUUCAGUUCGGUCGAGCCAGAAAGGAUUUUCCGCUCAGUUCAAAUGACUCGGUAUUCAAUGUAAAAAAAGGUGAGUUAUUAUGCGGAUAUCAGAAGCUUGUAAUGAGGGAUCCGGCGGUGUUUGACGAACCGGAGAGUUUUAAACCGGAUCGGUUCACUAAAGAGAAAGGGGCCGAGUUGUUGAACUAUUUGUAUUGGUCUAAUGGACCGCAAUCUGGUUCGCCAAGCGUGGCCAAUAAACAGUGUACCGGUAAGGACAUUGUGACCUUCACUUCAGCCUUAAUUGUGGCACACUUGCUUCGUAGGUAUGAUUCAAUUAAAGGAGAUGGUAGUUCCAUAACUCUCUUAUCAAAGGCCAAAUGA